CACAUUUGCGUGUCGGCCAAUCACGUUGCUUCUUAUAAACGACGCGGCGCGCACUGCGAGUCGUAGACUAUAUAGUCUACGGCGCAACGUUGUUAUUCGUGGCUGAGUUUCCCGGCGGCCAAUCAGAGCUCGCGACACGUGUCAUGUGACCGACUUUGAUUUCAAUUAACCGGUGCAGUUAAGAACAGCAAUCAAUUCAAACAUGUCGGACGACAAUGUAAACAUUAUCCACGAGAUAAACAGGUUGAAUUUAGAGUUGAAGAAGAAGCUGGAAGUAAUUUCAAAAUGGAGAGUCGAGUGUGCUCAGAUGGAGCUGGAGUUUUUGAAACUGUACACUCCUGAAUGCGUCGAGAUUCUCGACUCGCUCAAAGAACUGGCCGAUACGGAUAUCGGCUCGAGCACCGAGCCUGAUUAACUCUUGACAAUUCACACGCCGAUAUAUACGACAAUCAAUUUCAAUAAUAAAAGAUACCGGAUACACUUACUUUGAAAUAUAUUUAUUACAUUCGAAUAUAGGACACAUAGAAUGUAUUCAUGGCUUUUAUAACGCAAAGACAGACAAUAUAGAUACACGUAUUUUUCC
This is a messenger RNA of Frieseomelitta varia, 583 nucleotides long. RefSeq lists its product as uncharacterized. The record is from RefSeq and is a predicted model, not a curated record. Lineage: Eukaryota; Metazoa; Arthropoda; Insecta; Hymenoptera; Apidae. Bases 203 to 415 code for a protein of 70 amino acids. The transcript is spliced from 3 exons.